Molecule: messenger RNA, 1717 nt
Organism: Cajanus cajan (pigeon pea)
Lineage: Eukaryota; Viridiplantae; Streptophyta; Magnoliopsida; Fabales; Fabaceae
Cellular component (GO): cytoplasm
Source: RefSeq, a predicted model, not a curated record
ACCCAGAGCCAGAUGCCACGGCAAACUGAGCCAUGUUUUUUCAAUAAAAAAAAUAACGGAAAAUUUGUAUUCGAGCAUGCCUAAAGCCAAAAGAGUGUCGAUUGCAACAAAAUCAGCGAGUUCCAUUGAAGAGAGCAGCAGUAGCAGCAGCAGCAGAUAGCAACUCACUAACACCAUGAUGGCUUCACACUCUAUAUUCCUCCCCAAAACAAACCCAAGCCUUCUGCACAUGCCCAACACCACUCUCUGUUCCAUUAACCCACGUGCUUAUUCCAGGAAACACAAGGGUCGGUUCUCUGUUUCUUGUUCUUCGUCUGAAUCGUACGACAUCGUCAUAGUGGGAGCAGGCGUCAUUGGCUUAACCAUCGCUCGCCACUUCCUCCUUUCUUCCGACCUCUCUGUCGCCAUCGUCGAUAAGGCUGUCCCUUGUUCUGGUGCCACUGGCGCAGGGCAGGGACAUCUGUGGAUGAUAAACAAAACCCCUGGCAGUGCUACAUGGGAUCUUGCGUGGAGGAGCCAUCAACUUUGGAAGACGCUGGCGCAGAGCCUAGAAGAGCAUGGCUUGGAUCCUGAAGUGGAGUUGGGUUGGAAACAAUCUGGAAGCCUAUUAAUUGGUAGAACUGAUGCUGAGUCAGACAUGCUAAAAGGGAGGGUGAAACAACUUUGUGAGGCUGGGUUGAAACCAGAGUACCUGUGUAGCAGUGAUUUGUUUAAAGAGGAACCUGAUCUGUUGGUGGACAAAGACACUGCAGCUGCUUAUCUACCAGAUGACUGCCAAUUGGAUGCUUAUCGUACUGUUGCAUAUAUUGAGAAGACUAACAGGAAUUUUGCAUCAAAAGGAAGAUACAAAGAAUUUUAUGAUGACCCAGUGAAAUGUUUCAUCAGGUCAGAUAGCAAUGGGGUGGUCAAAGCUGUUCAGACUUCCAAGAACAUAUUAUACAGCAAGAAAGCAGUUAUAGUUGCAGCUGGUUGCUGGACUGGUUCUUUGAUACAGGACUUGUUUAGAAAUUGGGGAAUGGAGUUACAUGUUCCAGUAAGGCCCAGAAAGGGUCAUCUACUUGUGCUUGAAAAUUUCAAUUUCCUUCUAUUGAAUCAUGGCUUGAUGGAGGCAGAUUAUCUCAAUCAUCCAACAGUUUCUGGUUUAGAAGCAUCCGAUCUUGAAAAGAACUUGUCUGUUUCAAUGGUAGCAAGUAUAGAUGCGGCAGGGAAUCUUCUUCUUGGGAGUAGCCGUGAAUUUGUUGGUUUCAACACCAAUUUGGACGAGUCUGUUGUCAGUUACAUAUGGAAGAGAGUUGGAGAAUUCUUUCCCAAAUUGAAAAUGCUUUCCCUUUCAGAUAUAAGUGCAAGUAGAAAAGUCAGAAUAGGAUUACGACCUUACAUGCCUGAUGGGAAGCCAGUGAUUGGGCCUGUGCCUGGCUUGUCAAAUGUGUACCUUGCAGCUGGACAUGAAGGGAGUGGGCUUUCAAUGGCUUUGGGGACUGCUGAAAUGGUCGUUGAGAUGGUGUUGGGAUAUCCCGGAAAAGUUAACACUGCGCCUUUUGCUGUGCAUCAAGUUCUUGAUUAAAAUAUGCACAACUCUUGAGAAUUGUAAGUGAUUAGCUCAAAUUUUAUGUGAACAAGGUAUUCAAAUUCAUGCUUAAAUGUUUAGCUUAUAAGCUCUUGUUGUAAUAAAAAAGAAAAGGUCUAAUAUAUAUACAUAUAAUCUACUUUUCAAAAA